Durio zibethinus is the source of this 2203-nucleotide messenger RNA. NCBI's taxonomy places the organism in Eukaryota, Viridiplantae, Streptophyta, Magnoliopsida, Malvales, Malvaceae. The record is from RefSeq and is a predicted model, not a curated record.
AAGAUGAUUGAAUUCAACUAUAAAUAUCCUUAAUAUCUACUUGUAACAAAUCAUUACAAGGUGGAUUCUCACCCCCACCUUCUUCACCAAAUACCUCCCCCAAAAGUAACCCAACUGCAACACUUACUGCCACCCAUGUCCUCCGCCAGCAUCAACGCCACCACAAUUUCAACCCCAACCCUAGACACCGAGUCCUCUGUCCUCCUCCAAUCCAUCACCUCCCAUGGAGGCUAUGCUUAUGCUCGCAUGGCCACUUUAGCCGCUGCCGGCGACCUACGAGCUGCCGAGGCGGCGCGUGAGAUGGCGUGGGAGCAACUUCACUCCGGCCCUUGGCACUCCGUUCUCCCUGUCUGGCGUGACGCUUACUCUAUGGCGUGCCUCCACGUGGCAAAGUUCCAUUUCUCCAAUGGUGAGUUCAGAGAUGCUCUUAGGGCGUUGGACAUGGGCAUCAUAAUGGGCGGUCCUUUGCUUAGGAAAGAUUUGGACUCGGCAAUCGAAGUCGUUUCUGCCGCCAAAGCAAGACAGUAUGAUAACGGAGGAGCUGAUGCUGACAAUGAGGGUGGGGAAAAAGCAGGUUCUCGAUUGCUGGUUUGUCCGGAGGAGUUAGAUAAGUCCGAGGUACUACGAAUUUUACCAAUAGGGUCCUUGUCUUCUAAGAUCGUGGGAAAGAGGUCCGCCCUUUCUUUGGAGGGAUUUCUACGUGACGCUUUCCUUUCAGGUUCUCCAGUUAUAAUUACUGAUUGUAUGGCUCACUGGCCAGCCAGGACAAGGUGGAAUGAUGUGGAUUACUUAAGAAGGGUUGCUGGUGAUCGUACAGUUCCAGUUGAGGUUGGGAAAAACUACUUAUGUUCAGAGUGGAAGCAAGAGCUUAUUACAUUUUCCCAGUUUCUUGAGAGGGUUCAAUCUAAUGGCUGCAGAUGUAAGGUCCCCACCUAUCUUGCACAACACCAAUUGUUUGAUCAGAUAAAUGAGUUGCGGAAGGACAUUUCAGUUCCUGACUAUUGUUAUGCAGGUGGUGGUGAGCUGAGAUCUCUCAAUGCAUGGUUUGGUCCAGCUGGGACAGUGACACCUUUGCACCAUGAUCCACACCAUAAUAUACUUGCUCAGGUGGCUGAUUCUUCUUAAGUUUCCUAUGAUAACAAUUUAUUUUGUAUACUGUAACCAAUUAUGCAUAGACCAGUUUCAGUAUAAUAAUACAUAUCAUCCUUUUGUCACCGCUUGGUUGGUUUCUGAUAGAUGUCCAAUCUAGACGUUCUGCUCACACUUACUGAGUUAAACUAUCAUUUACACGCUAUCUUGUGCUAUUAUUUUAUGCAUUAUGUACUCAUGUGUAUAAUAGGCAUCAAAUCAGUAAAGUUCUAAGUGGUUUUAGUUUUGAAAAUGAGUAACUACUUACUGUUCUAUUGGAUCAAUCACAGAAGAGAAUUUCCAGUUUUUAUUUAAAUAAUGAGUAGCAGCAGUUAAGGGCGUCCUAAAAUGAAUUGUUCCACUGGGAUAUUUUCUUCCAUGAUCGAGGAAAUCAUCUUAAUCAACAUUGUUGUAUAUUGUCAUUAUUGCCUUUUGAUAUAUUUAGGUCAUCAUGCUUUUCAUUUCUGCUUCAGUUUUGGGUCUGUUGGAGUAUUUGCAAAAUUGGAUGUCCAGAUUGCUAAAUUUCAUUUGGGGUCCUUAAACGCAUUUAAACACAUUUGGUGUGAAUUAGCUUGCAUGGAAUUAGAAAUGUUUUAAUCCAUUUCCUCUUCCACUUUUCCUUUUAAAUAAAUAUAAGCAAUUAAGUUUCAAAUUUUAACUUGCUUUCCAGUAACCCCCAAAUCAUCUGUAGGGUCACAUGUCUUAGUGUACAUACCAUGCUAAGAGACCUUCACUCAAUUAUCUCCUUUAGGGAAAGGGUAAUAAUCUGAAUUGCGGUAGCACAUAGCGCUUAUUGAGAUGUGUUAUUCACGAGCAUUGAUAAUUCAUUGGUGAUGGUCCACUUUAUACUUCUCUUGAGGUGUAUUGCUUCAAAUAGCUAAUUGUAGCUCUUCACUGUUUAACAUGCUUGAUUAUAAUGACUCUGGCAUGAACUUUUUUUUUUUUUUAAUGGCAAUUUUCUGGCAAUUUUCAUUUCCCUUAUACUGCAUUUUCUAUGCGCAUUGGUUGGUGGGUAGUAGGUCCUGUUUAAACCUGUCUAUGGAUUUAAUUUUUCCUCAAAUCAAUAUCGUGCUCC